Suncus etruscus (white-toothed pygmy shrew) is the source of this 930-nucleotide messenger RNA. Its product is annotated as olfactory receptor 1A1. Gene Ontology annotation, cellular component: membrane. The transcript has a single exon. Gene Ontology annotation, molecular function: olfactory receptor activity; G protein-coupled receptor activity. The record is from RefSeq and is a predicted model, not a curated record. Gene Ontology annotation, biological process: G protein-coupled receptor signaling pathway. Bases 1 to 930 code for a protein of 309 amino acids. Lineage: Eukaryota; Metazoa; Chordata; Mammalia; Eulipotyphla; Soricidae.
AUGAUAGAAGUAAAUAAAUCCUCUACCCUGAAUUUUAUUCUUCUUGGAAUUACUGGACAAAAGGAACAGGAAGAAAUCCUCUUCAUCCUCUUCCUCUUCAUUUAUCCCAUCACAUUAAUUGGAAACCUCAUCAUCAUCUUGGCCAUUCGCUCUGACUUUCGUCUUCACAAUCCCAUGUAUUUUUUCCUUGCUAACCUCUCCUUCGUUGAUAUUUUCUUCUCCUCCAUAACCAUCCCUAACACUCUGGCUAAUCACCUCUUAAACACAAAAACCAUCUCCUUUGGGGGAUGUCUGACACAAAUGUAUUUUAUGAUUGCUUUGGGAAAUACAGAUAGUUAUAUCUUGGCUGCAAUGGCAUAUGAUCGGGCUGUGGCUAUCAGUCGUCCACUUCAUUACACAACAAUUAUGAGCCCACGGUCUUGUGUCCUGUUAGUUGUCGGAUCUUGGGUGGUUGGAAACACUAAUGCUCUCCCUCACACUCUGCUCACAUCUAGGCUGUCUUUCUGUGGAAACAGGGAAGUAGCCAACUUCUACUGUGAUAUUACUCCUUUGCUCAAGUUGUCUUGUUCUGACAUCAAAUUUAAUGUUAAAAUGAUGUAUCUAGGGGUUGGUGUUUUCUCUGUGCCCUUAAUAUGCAUUAUUAUAUCCUAUGUCCGGGUCUUUUCUACAGUCUUACGAGUCCCAUCCACCAAAAGUGUGCUCAAAGCCUUUUCCACCUGUGGUUCCCACCUCACAGUUGUUUCGUUGUAUUAUGGGACGGUCAUGGGCAUGUAUUUCCGCCCUCUGACUAGUUACAGCUUAAAAGAUGCUGUGAUAACUGUGAUGUACAUGGCAGUAACCCCAAUGUUGAAUCCAUUUAUCUAUAGUCUGAGAAACAGAGAUAUGAAGGCUGCCCUCCGAAAACUCUUCAGUAGAAGAAUAUCCUCAUAA